This is a messenger RNA of Varanus komodoensis (Komodo dragon), 1383 nucleotides long. It is a transcript of the gene KCNG3, whose product is annotated as potassium voltage-gated channel modifier subfamily G member 3. Bases 1 to 1383 code for a protein of 460 amino acids. Gene Ontology annotation, cellular component: membrane; voltage-gated potassium channel complex. The record is from RefSeq and is a predicted model, not a curated record. The transcript has 2 exons. Gene Ontology annotation, molecular function: protein binding; delayed rectifier potassium channel activity. Gene Ontology annotation, biological process: protein homooligomerization; potassium ion transmembrane transport. NCBI's taxonomy places the organism in Eukaryota, Metazoa, Chordata, Lepidosauria, Squamata, Varanidae.
AUGAACUUUGCUCGGGGGGGCCCGCAGGUGGUGGUGUUGAACGUGGGGGGCACCCGCUACUCCUUCUCGCGGGAGGUGCUGAAGGACUUUCCCCUGCGCCGAGUGAGCCGCUUGCACGGCUGCCUGUCGGAGCAGGACGUGCUGGAGGUGUGCGACGACUACGACCGCGAGCGCAACGAGUACUUCUUCGACCGGCACGCGGAGGCCUUCGGCUUCAUCAUGCUCUAUGUGCGCUACGGCCACCUGCGCUUCGUGCCGCACAUGUGCGAGCUCUCCUUCUACAACGAGAUGAUCUACUGGGGCCUGGAGUGCUCGCACCUCGACUACUGCUGCCAGCGCCGCCUGGACGACCGCAUGUCUGACACCUACACUUUCUACUCGGCCGAAGACCUGCAGGCGGAGCCCGCGGAGGGCUGGAGCAGCAGCACCAGCAGCAGCAGCAAAAGCGGCGGGCGCCACCGGCACCCGAACGCGGGCGAGGACGACCCGGGCGCGAGCGGGGCAGCGCCCCCGCCUGGCAGCGGCGAAAAGAAGUGGCUGGAGAGGAUGCGGAGGACUUUCGAGGAGCCCACCUCCUCCGUGGCCGCCCAGAUCCUGGCCACCGUCUCCAUCCUCUUCGUCAUCGUCUCCAUGGUGGUGCUGUGCGCCAGCACCAUGCCCGAGUGGCGGGCCGCGGAGAACCGAAGCAUGGAGGAGCAGAGCAGGUACACAACAGACUCAAUCAGGGAGCCUUCAGGGAUAAUUGAAGCGAUCUGCAUAGGCUGGUUCACUGCAGAGUGCAUUGUGAGGUUCAUCGUAUCCAAAAACAAGUGUGAGUUUGUCAAGAGACCCCUGAACAUCAUUGACUUGCUGGCAAUAACACCUUACUACAUCUCUGUGCUGAUGACUGUUUUUACAGGGGAGAAUUCUCAGCUCCAGAGGGCUGGAGUCACGUUGAGGGUCCUGAGAAUGAUGCGGAUUUUUUGGGUAAUUAAACUCGCCCGUCACUUCAUCGGCCUGCAGACACUUGGCCUGACUUUAAAGCGAUGCUAUAGGGAGAUGGUGAUGCUGCUCGUCUUUGUUUGUGUCGCCAUGGCAAUCUUCAGUGCACUUGCCCAGCUCCUUGAACAUGGGCUGAAAAUAGGGAAGCCCAAUGAAGGCUAUGCUAGCAUCCCAGCCGCUUGCUGGUGGGUUAUCAUUUCUAUGACCACCGUUGGUUACGGUGACGUUUGUCCCAUCACUAUACCUGGAAGGAUUCUUGGAGGGAUUUGUGUGGUCAGUGGGAUUGUUUUGCUGGCCCUGCCUAUUACUUUCAUCUAUCACAGCUUUGUGCAAUGUUACCAUGAGCUCAAAUUUCGCUCUGCUAGGUACAGCAGGAGCCUCUCUGCUGAAUUCUUAAAUUAA